UGCGCGCUGCACAUACGUGUGCGGUCCGCCGUGCGCGCCGAACGGCCGCGGGUCGUGCACAUAAACAUGCGUGGCGGUGGAUCGAUGCGUAUGCGCAGGUGGAUUUAUAACCACAACAGAGCUGCGGUUUUCUCAAAUAAUGAUGAAGCCCUUAUUAACAAAAAAUUGCCCAAAGAACUUCUGUUAAGAAUAUUUUCUUUCUUGGACAUAGUUACUUUGUGUCGAUGUGCACAAGUUUCCAAGGCAUGGAAUGUUUUAGCUCUGGAUGGAAGCAAUUGGCAAAGAAUAGACCUUUUUAACUUUCAGACAGAUAUAGAGGGUCGUGUUGUGGAAAAUAUAUCGAAAAGGUGCGGUGGGUUCCUGAGACAACUUAGUCUGAGAGGAUGUCACGUUGUUGGAGACUCCUCCUUAAAGACCUUUGCACAGAACUGUAGAAACAUCGAACACUUAAAUUUGAACGGGUGCACAAAAAUCACUGACAGCACGUGUUACAGUCUUAGCAGAUUCUGUUCCAAGCUGAAACAUCUGGAUCUGACAUCUUGUGUAGCCAUCACAAACAGCUCUUUGAAAGGUUUAAGUGAGGGUUGCAGAAAUCUGGAACAUUUGAAUCUUUCCUGGUGUGAUCAGAUUACGAAGGAUGGUAUUGAAGCACUGGUGAAAGGGUGUAGUGGACUAAAAGCUCUAUUUCUUAGAGGUUGCACACAGUUAGAAGAUGAAGCAUUGAAACACAUUCAAAAUCACUGUCAUGAGCUUGCAAUCCUGAACUUGCAGUCCUGCACACAAAUUUCAGAUGAAGGUAUUGUAAAAAUCUGUAGAGGAUGCCAUAGACUUCAGUCACUGUGUGUUUCGGGCUGUUGCAACCUUACAGAUGCUUCUCUCACAGCACUUGGUCUAAACUGCCCAAGGCUGAAGAUUUUGGAAGCUGCAAGAUGUUCACAGCUCACAGAUGCUGGUUUUACCCUUUUAGCACGGAACUGCCACGAGCUGGAGAAGAUGGACUUGGAAGAAUGUGUUUUGAUAACUGACAGCACCUUGAUACAACUUUCUAUACACUGUCCUAAACUACAAGCAUUGAGCUUAUCUCACUGUGAAUUGAUCACUGAUGAUGGGAUUCUUCAUCUGAGCAACAGCACGUGUGGUCACGAGCGGCUGCAAGUACUGGAGCUUGAUAACUGCCUGCUCAUCACUGACGUGACCCUGGAACACCUGGAGAACUGCCACAACCUGGAGAGAAUUGAGCUGUAUGACUGCCAGCAAGUCACACGGGCUGGAAUCAAAAGAAUCCGAGCUCAUCGACCUCACGUGAAAGUGCAUGCUUACUUUGCUCCAGUAACUCCCCCUCCUUCGGUCGGAGGGAGCGGACAGCGCCUCUGCAGAUGCUGUAUUAUUCUUUGACACAAAGUGCAACCACACAGCAUUCUCUGUUUAGUUUUUUUUGUUGUUGUUGAAGAAAAGAACUGGACUGCAAGUCAGUGGAAGGAGUUGGUUUCCCGACUGUUACAAUGGUG
Messenger RNA from Tympanuchus pallidicinctus (lesser prairie-chicken), 1508 nucleotides. RefSeq names its product F-box and leucine rich repeat protein 2 (gene FBXL2). The coding region runs from base 67 to 1395 and encodes 442 amino acids. The record is from RefSeq and is a predicted model, not a curated record. Gene Ontology annotation, cellular component: SCF ubiquitin ligase complex. Gene Ontology annotation, molecular function: protein binding. Gene Ontology annotation, biological process: SCF-dependent proteasomal ubiquitin-dependent protein catabolic process. Lineage: Eukaryota; Metazoa; Chordata; Aves; Galliformes; Phasianidae. The transcript is spliced from 15 exons.